Dryobates pubescens (Downy woodpecker) is the source of this 1363-nucleotide messenger RNA. RefSeq names its product dual specificity phosphatase 6 (gene DUSP6). Gene Ontology annotation, cellular component: cytosol; cytoplasm. Gene Ontology annotation, biological process: positive regulation of apoptotic process; regulation of heart growth; negative regulation of ERK1 and ERK2 cascade. The coding region runs from base 48 to 1196 and encodes 382 amino acids. The transcript is spliced from 3 exons. Gene Ontology annotation, molecular function: MAP kinase tyrosine/serine/threonine phosphatase activity; protein tyrosine/threonine phosphatase activity. NCBI's taxonomy places the organism in Eukaryota, Metazoa, Chordata, Aves, Piciformes, Picidae. The record is from RefSeq and is a predicted model, not a curated record.
AGAGAGGGGAGCUUCCAGAGCCGGCUGCGCUCCCCCCGUCCUUCCUCAUGCUAGAUACGUUCAGACCCGUCCCUUUCGCGUCGGAAAUGGCGAUUAGUAAAUCGGUGGCGUGGCUGAACGAGCAGCUGGAGAUGGGCAACGAGAGGCUGCUGCUGAUGGACUGUCGACCCCAGGAGUUGUACGAGUCGUCCCACAUCGAAUCGGCCAUCAACGUGGCCAUCCCCGGCAUCAUGCUGCGGAGGCUGCAGAAGGGCAACCUGCCCCUCCGUUCCCUCGUCUCCAGCAGCGAGGAGGACCGGGAACGCUUCGCCCGCCGCUGCGGCACCGAUACGGUGGUGCUGUACGAUGAGCACAGCCGCGACUGGAACGAGAACACGGGCGGAGAGUCGGUGCUGGGACUGCUCCUCAAGCGCCUCAAAGAUGAAGGCUGUAAGGCGUUUUAUCUGGAAGGUGGUUUCAGCAAGUUCCAGGCCGAGUUCGCUCUGCACUGCGAAACCAACCUAGACAGUUCAUGUAGCAGCAGCUCUCCUCCUCUGCCAGUCCUGGGCUUGGGAGGCCUCCGCAUCAGCUCCGAUUCCUCCUCAGACAUUGAAUCUGACAUUGACAGAGACCCCAACAGUGCCACCGACUCGGAUGGCAGCCCCCUCUCCAACAACCAGCCUUCCUUCCCGGUGGAGAUUUUACCCUACCUCUACUUAGGCUGUGCCAAGGACUCCACUAACCUGGACGUUUUAGAAGAGUUUGGCAUUAAAUACAUCUUGAAUGUCACCCCCAACCUGCCCAACCUCUUUGAAAACGCCGGAGAAUUCAAGUACAAGCAGAUCCCAAUCUCUGACCACUGGAGCCAAAAUCUGUCCCAGUUCUUUCCUGAGGCCAUCUCCUUUAUAGAUGAAGCCCGGGGGAAGAACUGCGGCGUCCUGGUGCACUGCUUGGCGGGGAUCAGCCGCUCGGUGACGGUGACGGUGGCCUACCUCAUGCAGAAGCUCAACCUGUCCAUGAACGACGCCUACGACAUCGUCAAGAUGAAGAAGUCCAACAUUUCGCCCAACUUCAACUUCAUGGGGCAGCUGCUGGACUUCGAGCGGACUCUGGGGCUCAGCAGCCCUUGUGACAACCGAGUGCCCAACCAGCAGCUCUACUUCACCACCCCUUCCAACCAGAAUGUCUUCCAGGUGGAUUCCCUGCAGUCCACGUGAGCUCCCACCGCCUCCCUUCUCCUAUCCCACCUCGACGGGGAUCGCUCCUUAGCGGUUUUUCCCUCUUGGGCAGUGAUCAAGGCAAAAACCGCAGCUUUCACUUUUUCUGCUAUCCAAAGGCAGCUCUCCGCCAGAGCAGGCUAGGAAAGGUUUACCCAGCGUGGAAU